CCUUCACGGCCUUUUUCCUGAUUUCCCAGGCGAAUUUCCCCCCGCAUUCUGCUUUCCUGGAGCCUCACCCCCUCUUUUUCUAACCUUUGUCUCUGCAGAGGUGGGCUACAGUCGCCGGCUGCGGGAGUGCGGGAUCCGCAGCGGCCUCGGCUCCCACCCGUUGCCCAACUUGGUCCCACCACCGCUUCGCUCCGACCUCGCCGCAGCGGCCUCCGGAACCCGCGGGGAGCCCGCGGGCGGGAGAGUCCGGAAGGAGCCCCAGGCGCCGAAGCCCCCUCCGGCGCCGACAACGCCUGCCAGGAGCAGCCGGCCUGCUCCAGGGGGUGCCGCCCCGCGGUUCCGACGCGGCUCCGUCUCCGACUUGAGCGUGUCCACGCUGCCCAGGGUGCACAUAGCCCGGCAGCGCCAAAUGGAUUACUGCAGCCUCCCAGGCCGACCCCCGCCUCCAGCUCUGCAGCCUCCGGGAGGUAGACGGAAAGCUGGGGCUGGGGACAGAUGAAGCGACGGCCACCUCCCAAGUGGACCUGCGCCCACCCAGCCGAUUCUGCACAAGGAAACACACAAAGGCCCGUUUUCUCCUCGCUUCCCGUGUCUGAAUCGGGCCAAGCAACCAGUUUGGGACCAGGAGGGGCCGCCGCUUGCGCUGGCCCCAACCCAGCGCAGCUCAGUGCCUGCAAGCAGAGCCUGCCUCAGGGGUCUGCAGCAGCAGGAGCAGCAGGAUGGAGAGGCCAGCCACCAGCCGGCCUCAGGGCCCAGGAAGGUGAACGUGCGACUUCUUGAAGACCUGGCUUUGUCAGUCAACCUGGCUUGCCCAGCAGUGCGAAAAAUAAUGGAUGGAGGAUAUUCCCCUCUUGCCUUUCUUCUGCCACUGAGAGAAUUUGCUCCUUUCUGGAAAAUACCACUUGAUAAGGGGGAGCUUCUAUUUGGAUCUGGAGAAGGGGAAUAAUAAAGCAGCCAUUUCUGGAAUGGAUUUUUUUUUUUCUUCCCUAAGAAGACUGUCGUGGCUCCUUGACUGUUUGGUAACCCCAGCUCUAGUAUAAGGAUGGGAAGCUUGUUGCUACAAAUUGCCACUAAGCUCUUCGGGCUACCUGAACUGUCUCUGAAAAUGCGGGUGGCUGUGUCGGGCUGGUGGUGGUUCGGAGGAAGAGGACAAGGCUGGCAGUGGUCUGGGUGCCCCAUUUGGGUGGAACCUGGAGGUAGUAACGUUGUCUAUAUAUACCCUGUAGAACCGAAUUUGUGUGGUAUCGACAUAGUCACAGAUUCGAUUCUAGGGGAAUAUAUGGUCGAUGCAAAAACUUCAUUUUUCUCCGAAAUAGCCUGAGUCGGAAGGAGAGGCCAGAAGCAGCCGGGGUGGGUUAGCUGCCUCUUCCUCUUUUGUUAGAUUGGAUUCCAGGAGGAUCAACUGAGCCUGGUGGCACAGAGCACCUUUUCUUCAAGAAGCCCUUCACCUCUCUACAGAGGUUCCUGUGUAAACCAUAGCUGGUUGCACGAAUUCAGGGCCAAAAGGCUAGGUUUUGGAGGACCGGGCAGUGAGGUCUGAGGCCAGGUAGCCCCAGCUUUGCCCUCAAGGAGCACAAGGUUGGAGGCUGCCCAGUGAGAGGCUCACUGGACAUUGACUGCCAGUGUGGGAAGAAGGCAAGCUGGAGAGAAGGAGUGCAGGGUCCUUUGGGAUCCAUUUGAGUGGGGUGGCGGUGCCCUCACUGUCUUCCUGGAGCGCCCCUUAGCUUCACAGGCUGAGGCAGUGGGAGACUCUUGUCAUACUCGCAAGGCCCGGCUUUGGCUAAAAACAUCCCAGCUUGGGCACUCACAGAAAGCUUUGUGGUUACUCAUUGCCUGAAUUGAUUCAGGCCAGUCAGAUUGUGGUAACUUUUGGGUGACCCUGAUGCAGACAAAGCCAGGACUCGGCCUUUGUAUGUCAGAGUCCCCGUUCCCGCGGCUGGGUUGGCGGGAGCUGAGUUGGCGGGAGCCCUGCCUGCUGGGGUACUCUGCUCAACUCAGAUGCUACCUCACCCACCUGCCUUUUGGUGCCCACACCCCGACACAUAUGGGGAUUCACUCCCCCUUGAACUGCGCCAACUUUGGGGGGCUUUUUUCAGGCGGGCGGUGAGUGGAAAGGGCACUGGAGGUUAGCACAGUCAGAGGCAGACAAAAGCUGGGAUUACCUGUGAGGGAUGAGGGUACUGGGGAUCAGAAGUACAUUAACAUCUGGUGAGGGCCCUCGUAUGUGCCACAGCGAGUCUCUUGAUUACACGUAUGUUAUUUAGUUAAAUUUGUGAAAAUUAUGAGAUGCUCACCAACCCGGUGAUAAACUCGCCUCCUCGCUAUUGGCUGGCUUGGUCACAUGGCCGCCAACUUUAUUCAGUUGACAGCAAGUAGGAGGGCCCUAUGGAAGGAGAAAAAAAGACAACACGAGAAAAAUUAGUAUUUUCUACCUUCUGAAAUUAAUGGCCAUGAGUUCGUAUAUGGUGAACUCCAAGUAUGUGGACCCCAAGUUCCCUCCGUGCGAGGAAUAUUUGCAGGGCGGCUACCUAGGCGAGCAGGGAGCCGACUACUACGGCGGAGGCGCACAGGGUGCCGACUUCCAGCCCCCGGGGCUUUACCCACGGCCUGACUUCGGUGAGCAGACCUUCGGAGGCGGCCCGGGUCCGGGCUCGUCGCUGCCCACCCGGGGUCACCCGCAAGAACCGGGAAGCCACUACGGCGCCCCGGGAGAGCCGUGCCCAGCGCCUCCUGCACCCCCACCCGCACCCCUGCCAGGCGCCCGGGCCUGCAGCCAGCCGGGCGGCCCCAAGCAGCCGCCCCCCGGGACGGCACUCAAGCAGCCGGCCGUGGUCUACCCCUGGAUGAAGAAGGUGCACGUGAAUUCUGUGAACCCCAACUACACCGGCGGCGGGGAGCCCAAGCGGUCCCGGACGGCCUACACUCGGCAGCAAGUCCUAGAACUGGAAAAGGAAUUUCAUUUUAACAGGUAUCUGACGCGGCGCCGUCGGAUUGAAAUCGCUCACACCCUGUGUCUGUCCGAGCGCCAGAUCAAGAUCUGGUUCCAGAACCGGAGGAUGAAGUGGAAAAAAGACCACAAGCUGCCCAACACCAAAGGCAGGUCCUCGUCGUCCUCAUCCUGCUCCUCCUCAGCUACUACCCCCGGCCAGCAUUUGCAGCCGCUGGCCAAGGACCACACGGACUUGACGACCUUAUAGAAGUGGGGACCCUGGGCCCAUCCCUCCCUGUGCUCCCGGCUGAGCCGAAGCUGCGGGGGCAGGCCGGGCCUGCUGUCACCUCGUUGGGCUCUAAGGUACUGUAGGGUGGGCCUGGGACAUGCAGGCCGCCCUCGGACUAGGUUAGCAUCCUGCCCGAGGGCAGCCCCCUCCCUGGAGCGGGUGCUGGGGGGGGGGGUGGAAGGGGGGCGGGAUUCUCUCUCUAAGUAUAUUAUCAUAUGGCAGGAGCUACUGAGAACACAAAACCUUGGUGAGUCAUUAAACUCAUGAAAAAUCUUAUGCUGUUGGAUCUUGAAUUUGCAAGUGAAGGUUGAAUGCUUUAUCCCAGUGUGAAUUUGAGCAUCCUCCCCCACCCCACCCCUCCAGGGAUCUUUGUGGUUUAAUAAUGUGGGGGAGUUGAGGCAGCAGGUUGACCACCUCUGUGCUAAGUGGAAGCAGGAGAGCUGGGCUAGGAUUUCUGAACUUUCUGGGUUGUCUAUUUAAUUUCCAGUGUGAAGAAAAAAAAACAUAUAUAUAUAUAUAUAUUUUGUUCCCAUUGGCCCCAUGCCCAAAGAAAUGAGUCUAAGAAGGAAGUGGAAACGUGUUAUUUUAUGUUUAGAUUAUAUUUGCUUAAAUAUUUAUUUGCUGGGGAAUGGGGUACAGGAAUAACUGACAUCUUAGUGCCAAAACCCUUAAGAUGGUGAAAGGGGCUGAGUUUCAGGGAGCAGAAUCAGAGAUGUGUGGACUUCUGGCUGUAACUGGUAUUUUGAACCCCACCCCCUCCCUAUUCCCCAGAAAUGUGGCAGGGGUGGGGGCGGGGGCCCUUAGCCCUACUAGAGGGAAGCAAAGGGUCCACUCUGAGCUGAGUUCUUGAAAAUAUGUUUCCACAUGUGCUUUUUUCAGCACUGUGCUACAAUGAGUUCUGAGUGAUUAAAGGAAAGAGGAAAAAAAAAAAAGAAACAAAUGGUCCAACAUUUUUCUUCUGGGGAAAGAAAACAAAACCUCUAUGUUCUGGGUCAUUAGAUAAUGGCUGAAUUUUCUGUUCCAACUGAAUUCCAAAUGCCCAAAUAGCCCAUAUAGUAAUAUUUUCAUAGGAAUUGGUAUAUGGCCUAUAUGGGAGAGGGGCUAUUGAGGGGGCAGAGAAGGUGGGAAGUAGAGAAAGUCUUACUUUAAAAAAAGAAAAAAAAAACUAAUUGAAUCUAGAAGUCCACAAGAGUUGGUCUCAGGGGUUUUCCCCUGAGGUUUUUAUUUUUAAAACAAAUCUUGAAGAAGUUUUUCUCAACCCAUUAGUUAGAAGCAGAAAUUGUAAAAGUACAAAAGUUGUCAGGCUCUCUUCCUUGCUUUGGGAAUAGUGGUUUAAAACAAUCCUUCUCAGACAACAGGAGAGGUGUUCUUCAGUCAUUUCUCUAAUGCCUUGCCUGGUAAGGGUUCAAAGCUCGUUUUUCUAAAAUGCUGACCCUUAGGGAUAAGGGAGAAAGAGUCAAAGGUAAUGACCAGAGUUCACAUACCCAAAUGGAACAAGUCUUCGAAAGUUUAAACCCCAAAGCCUGAGGCUCCAAAAAGAAACCCCAGGUUGUAGCUAUCGAAAAGUGAUAAAAGUGGAGAGGGAGAAAGAGUGAGCUUGAGAGACUCAGAAUUGGGGUUAGUUUUUCAAUGAUUCAGGAUACUUUAGAUGGUCUCAGUGGUAAUUUAAAAAUAAAUUUAAGUGUAGGCGAAAGAAAAGACUUUUCUCUGCAGUCGUGUUCUUUGGUUCAGUGUCUCCUGAGAGCUGAGGGCAGGUAUUCACUGGAGUCCCUAGGCUGAAAUUCCACUUCUCUAAAGUAUCCUCCAAGCCUUGGUCUUUUGUAUUAGACCCCGGGGACAGCUCUUUGUUCCUCUUUGGGGUGAGCCUGGCUCUCAGACUUGCACAUGGCAAUACUUGAAUAUCAGCAUGUCGGGAUAUUAAAGAUGGAUAUUCCUGCAUUAUUCACAUCAUUGUUUCUAUGACAAAAAGCACAGAGUUCAUACAUAGUCAAGAUGUCUUUUUUCUGACGCCCUCACGUUGAGAGGCUGAAAAGGUAUUUUACUGAAGUUCGGGGCUAAAUUACAGAAUCAGGUUCAUCCAGAGGACAAAUUUUCUAUUCGAUUAGCUGUAUUUCAGCCGGGAGGACUGACCUCUAAACCCUUAACCUUUUGGACUCUAACUACCCUUCUCUUCUUUUUUCCCUCGAACAUGGAGAGUGGUCUUUGGAUGUAGCAUUUGAAAAGAGCCGCUAUCCUCAGGCAAGUUGAAAAGUUGCUAAGAUUCCUUCCUUAAACCCAAAUCUGUGAAUACAUGUAACUUCUCCUUGGGAGGGGAGAGAAGUGUAUAUUUUCACAGCAUCCAACUAUAUAUACAGGGAUGGGCAAAAGUGGGUUUACAGUUGUAAUACAAAUGAACAAUACAAUAAUUAAUAAACAGUAAUACAAGAAUAAACUCUGUACUUCAUGUACUCACAACUAUAAACCUACUUUUGCCAACCCUGUAUAUUAUAGAGAUUAUUAUAUAGAUCUUCUCCCUUCCUAAAAAUUCAGGUCACUUACCCUAGCUUUAGACCAAAUGCCAAAAUUACUUAACUGGCUUUACCCCUGUCCCAGCAGAAAGCCAAGUGGCAUGUUUUGAUGAAGAAAAUCCAAGCUCAUUCUCAAACAUAGCCCCAUUACUUAGGAAAGUAACUUAAUCAGAGAAACAACUUCUUUGUUUAUAAGUCCUCAGCUAUCCUUCUCAGCUUCCAGGGAUUGCCUUUUGAAAUGUUAAUGGAGCAUGGAUGGCCUGGAGGGCAGCUCAAGACCCUGGGGUCCCAACUGGACCCCACCGUCCAUUUGGGCCUACAGGAAUGGGGCAGAGGAGAAUCAGGGCCCCCCAACCACCUAGGGCAGGGAAGGAAAUGAAUUUCCAUCUGGGAACGUGCUCUGUAGAAAGCUGGAUGUAGAAAGGUUCAGUGCCCAUUUGCUUGUAUUUGUUUCUAUUUUAUUCCCCCAAAUAUGAGCCAGAAGUGUUUGUUUUGGUGUUUUUUUUAAAGCUGUCUUGGGGUCGUGACUAGGGGGAAUGAAGUGUUUGCUGAGGACUUUGCCCCUCAGACCCCCAUCUCACUCUGUCCACUGCAGGCUUUUGUUGGGAGAAGACAUUGUCAGUCAGCCCAUGGUGUCUGUUUCACACAAGGUACUUUUUAAAUAGAAUCGACCAAUGUUCUGCUGCCACUGAUUAAAGUAUUAUUUAUACUAAUUGUUGCCUGUAGUUUUGAUGUAAUUCAUUGAUCUAUAUUUGAAAUAAUAAAAGGUAUAGCAAAAUCUC
Phyllostomus discolor (pale spear-nosed bat) is the source of this 6507-nucleotide messenger RNA. It is a transcript of the gene HOXD4, whose product is annotated as homeobox D4. NCBI's taxonomy places the organism in Eukaryota, Metazoa, Chordata, Mammalia, Chiroptera, Phyllostomidae. Gene Ontology annotation, cellular component: nucleus. Gene Ontology annotation, molecular function: DNA-binding transcription factor activity, RNA polymerase II-specific; RNA polymerase II cis-regulatory region sequence-specific DNA binding. Gene Ontology annotation, biological process: regulation of transcription by RNA polymerase II; anterior/posterior pattern specification; embryonic skeletal system morphogenesis. The record is from RefSeq and is a predicted model, not a curated record. The coding region runs from base 2445 to 3197 and encodes 250 amino acids. The transcript is spliced from 5 exons.